AAACCCAUAUCGGCGGUCAUGCACAAACAGAACCAAAAUCCUUUGGUCGGAUUCUCAACAUUCGUGAAACCUUUGUGCAACGACUGUUUCUUAUUCAUUGAUCAAUCGGAAUCAUCAAUCGCAAAUAAAUAUCGUCCGAAGAGGAAUCACAUCUCAAAAUGGCCGACGGAGACAAGACGCAGGCGAGCAAGCCCGUCAAGGUGGUCAUCGUGGGCGCUGGCUACGUCGGCUCCACGACGGCCUACACCCUCCUGAUGAACCGGGCCGCCGCCGAGAUCGUCCUGAUCGACGUGGACAAGGACAAGACCGAAGGUGAGGUGAUGGAUCUCGUCCACGCCGCGCCCUUCCUGCACCAGACUCGCAUCUGGGCCGGCGACUACGAGGACUGCAAGGGCGCCUCGGUGAUCAUCCUGACCGCGGGCGCGAACCAAAAGCCCGGCCAGUCGCGCAUGGAGCUGGCGCAGAGCAACUGGGGCAUCUUCAAGGAGAUCGUGCCCAAGGUGGUGCAGCACGCAUCUCCCGACGCCCUGCUUCUCGUUUCGGCCAACCCCGUCGACGUCAUGACCUACGCCGCGGUCAAGUUCUCGGGCUUCCCCGCGCACAGUGUCAUCGGGUCCGGCACGUCGCUCGACUCGGCGCGGUUCGCCGGCGAGCUGGGCAAGCACCUGAACAUAGACCCGCGCAGCCUGCACGCCGUCGUCAUUGGCGAACACGGCGAGUCGGAGCUGCCCGUGUGGUCCCUGGCCACCGUCUCGGGCAUGCGCGUCGAGGACUACUGCAGGCAGACGGGCACGCCGUGGGACGAGGAAACCAAGAAGCAGUGUUUUGCAAACGUCAAGGAUGCGGCGGCUGCCAUCAUUGAGAAGAAGGGAGUCACGGGCUACGGCAUUGCGAGCGCGCUGUUGAGGAUUGUGGAGUGCGUGCGGCGAGAUGAGAAUACGCUGAUGCCCGUGUCGUGCGUCGGCUCGUAUGCCGGGGUGGACGAUGUCGCUUUGAGCGUGCCGCGCAAGCUGAACAGGUACGGCUGCAUGGAGUAUGUGCCGAUGAUGCUCAGCAAGGAAGAGGAGGGCAGCCUGAGGGCUUCGGCGGAAAAGGUCAAGGAGACGAUUCAGUCGCUGGAGAAGUCGUGAGGAUCUGCGUUUAACUGAAAGAAGCGGUGACGGCUCUAGAACCGUGUUUGAAGAAUAGCUUAUUAAUAGACGAAACGAGAUUAAUUUGAUAUAGGAAACUAAUCUUGGUAGGGAUGGCGCACUCCACAAAACUAAACCAUCACGUCUCUU
Messenger RNA from Pyricularia oryzae 70-15, 1280 nucleotides. RefSeq names its product L-lactate dehydrogenase. The record is from RefSeq and is a predicted model, not a curated record. Bases 159 to 1130 code for a protein of 323 amino acids. Gene Ontology annotation, molecular function: L-lactate dehydrogenase (NAD+) activity. Gene Ontology annotation, biological process: carboxylic acid metabolic process. Gene Ontology annotation, cellular component: cytoplasm. The transcript is spliced from 2 exons. NCBI's taxonomy places the organism in Eukaryota, Fungi, Ascomycota, Sordariomycetes, Magnaporthales, Pyriculariaceae.